GAGGCUUGGUACAAACAUAAAUACUCACUUCCCCUCGAUGUCUAGAGAAUCCGUAAGCUCGAGUGCCAUCUUCAUUGUACUCUCUUCGGUCCUUCCAUCUCCUCUCACUUCAUCCUCACUCCAUUCCCAUACCACUUCUUUAACCAGGCUCCGCCUAGGCAGAUCCGCACCCUCAAAAUGAGAUUCUCAAUCCCCCUUCUCCUUUCCGUUUCUUCUCUUGCCUUCGCUCUUCCAGUCGCAGAAUCGGAAGUCGAUGCAGCAGUAGAGGUUCAAGCUGCAGCCCAAGUAACAACCACCGAACAUCUCGCUACAACCGCACACUUUUUUGAAAACUCUGCUGCUGCUGUUGUAACUACAGAGAAUGGCUUGACUACUGAUGCUUGCAAACCCGUCAUUGUGAUUUUCGCAAGGGGUACUAAUGAAGAGGGAAAUGUCGGCCAGGACGUCGGACCCUACGUCUUCACCAACUUGAGAUCCGCACUUACAACUGCCAAAGUUACAGUGCAGGGUGUUGAUUAUUCCGCCAGUGUAUUAGGCUACCUCGCCGGCGGCGACUCAGCCGGCUCCAGUACCAUGGCCACUCUCAUCAACUCCGCCUCCACCAAAUGCCCCUCCGCCAAACUCGUCCUAUCCGGCUACUCUCAAGGUGCGCAACUCGUGCACAAAGCAGCCAAAACACUCUCUGCAGCUGUAACGGCCAAGAUUGCCGCAGUAGUCGUAUUUGGCGACCCAGACCGCGGCCAAGCUGUGGGAACAGUCCCAAGCAGUAAGGUGUUGAGCAUUUGCCACGAUCAGGAUAUCAUCUGUACUGGAAGUGGUGGAUUUACUACACAUUUGACAUACUCAAAUGAUGCACCAACCGCAAGUGCAUUUAUUGUCAAGGCUGUCGGAUCCGUUUAGAGGAUUUCUUUCCCAAAAAAAGAAAGAAAGAAUGAUUGAAGGGUUGAAGAAAAAGUUAGGAAUGGUUUGAUAGGACUGGAUGAGAGGAGUUGUCAUGCGGGGCCUCGUGUAUCGAACCUUUUAAAGGAGUUCUGUAGAUAACGAGAAAAAUAUUCCACUUGAAUCUGACCACUAAGUUCCCUCUUCAAGUAAUUUUCGCAAAUGAAUAGCCAUUGUGUUGAUGAUUACUGAUGCUCUCUACUUUCAUUGACUGUUUGAAUUGUAUCCGUAAUCACAUACAAGAGUAGGUAGAUAG
Messenger RNA from Botrytis deweyae, 1195 nucleotides. RefSeq lists its product as uncharacterized. The coding region runs from base 178 to 900 and encodes 240 amino acids. Gene Ontology annotation, molecular function: cutinase activity. Gene Ontology annotation, biological process: carbohydrate catabolic process. The transcript has 4 exons. NCBI's taxonomy places the organism in Eukaryota, Fungi, Ascomycota, Leotiomycetes, Helotiales, Sclerotiniaceae. The record is from RefSeq and is a predicted model, not a curated record. Gene Ontology annotation, cellular component: extracellular region.